AUGUCAUCUCCGUCGGAUUCCUCUUCCUGCACAUCUGAAAGUGAUCUAGAAAGUUUUACAGUUGACGAAGUGAUGGGGGAAUUGUCUGAAUUUGCGCCGUACGACGACAGUUGCGAACCCCUUGCUACCGAGGAAGAAUCCGCGGACUACAACGAAAGAGUUCAUCGCGAAGAAGAAGAGAAACAACAGUUUCAGCGAAGAUAUUCGGGAGAGGUGCCAGCGAAUGAAUGGUAUGGUAUUAUCAUGGAAUGUAGAUUUAUAUUUUUAUUUUCCAAUUUUAACAUACCCGUCGUUAAAUCGUGCGCGUGACGAACGCGACUGUGUGUUUUGUUUAAGUUUACAAUUUCGUUGCUAUGUGAUUAACUGUAGUCCUGAUUUUAUGCGAUAGUUUUAUUGAAGAGGUCAGACAAUUAAUAAUUUUAUACAGACGUAUUUUUCUUGUGUUUGACGAAUUUUUCACAUUAUUUUGCAGGUGUUCGUGCUCGAACUGCUCUGUCAGCCUUGUUACAAAAGCGCAGGAGUGCAUUUGCUACAAAGAGAUCGAUCGCUGCGAAGAGGUCAUGGAAGAAGCCAUUGGAGACCGGACCUUAUGCAUAACCCUCCAUCCAGGGUUUGAAAGCGUCUGCUUAAACCGCCACGUAUUAGAAGUGGCUGCACUGGGCCUAAAAACGCGAGCUGGAAAGUCGUACACAACUGUUCGUGGGCAAAGCAACAAAAGUGAUAAUGAGUAAGUUGGGGUAUUGUUGACUUUGUAUCGGAACGAUCGAACCGUACAUAGCAUUGAAUAAUUGAUACAUCUAAGCUUAUCGCCCUGGACUGAUCUCAUAGAAUCACAUUUUUUAUUUUCUAAAUGGCUUUAUUGCCCCAACUGCUUAUUUUUAAAAGGAGUAUUUAUUUAUCUCCAUCCAAUCCCUCCUUGAAUUAACAGUGAUCUCAUUUCUCUAGCUGAGGUCUGUGGCCUAUCGCCAAUUUACAAGACUGCUGUGGAGUUAUAUUGGUAGUUCCAGGCGAUACCCCUUGCCCUGUUCUGCCUACAAUAAAAUCAGGAAACAAUGUCCGAGUCAAAAUGGCCAUUAUCGUGGAUUCGAAGAUGAAGAAAAUGAAUAA
Porites lobata is the source of this 1107-nucleotide messenger RNA. The record is from the annotation of a GenBank genome assembly. Lineage: Eukaryota; Metazoa; Cnidaria; Anthozoa; Scleractinia; Poritidae.